Saccoglossus kowalevskii is the source of this 4661-nucleotide messenger RNA. Its product is annotated as poly [ADP-ribose] polymerase 1-like. Gene Ontology annotation, molecular function: NAD+ poly-ADP-ribosyltransferase activity; NAD binding; zinc ion binding. NCBI's taxonomy places the organism in Eukaryota, Metazoa, Hemichordata, Enteropneusta, Harrimaniidae. The record is from RefSeq and is a predicted model, not a curated record. Gene Ontology annotation, cellular component: nucleus; nucleolus. Gene Ontology annotation, biological process: double-strand break repair; protein poly-ADP-ribosylation.
UCCCUUUGCUAUUUUGCAGACCUAAGCAAUCUGUCACUUGUUGGCUGUCGUAUUGUAAACAUCGUUAUCAUGGCUGACGAACACCAUGACUAUCCGUUCAAGGCAGAAUACGCCAAAAGCAGUCGAGCUUCUUGUAAAUUUUGCAAGGGAAGUAUCAGCAAAGAAAGUCUGAGAUUGGCGAAAAUGGUCCAGUCUCCUCAUUUUGAUGGAAAGAUGCCAAACUGGUUUCAUUACAGCUGUUUUUGGAAAAGAAAUAAAGCCACAUCUCAUGGAGAAUUUGGUGGGUUAGAAACAUUGAGGUGGGAUGAUCAGCAAAAGAUUAAAGAUAAAAUAGCAGGAAAGGAUAGCGGUGCCACUAAGGGUGAGGGUGAUGGAGAUGACACAGGGUCCUUAGGUGAUGAGUUUUCCCUAGGCUACGCAAAGUCUAAUAGAAGUGUAUGUAGAGGAUGUAACGAGAAAAUAAUGAAGGACACAUUCCGCAUUGCUCGAAUUCUGAUGGAAACCCAACGUGGUAUUCACAUGGCAGUUGAAAAGUGGCACCAUCUUGACUGCUUCUGUGAGAAGCUGGAUGAACUAGGAUGGACAGAAGGCUGUUCACCGGAGGAUAUUCCUGGAUUUAAAGUACUAAAAGACGAAGACAAGAAAGAGUUGCUUGCGAAACUGAAAACCGAUAAAAAGAAUGUUAAACGAAAGACAACUGAAACUGAUGGCACUGCGAAGACUAAAAAACCUAAAACCAAAAAAGAAACCAAAGAAGAGGAAGCUCUGAGGGUUCAGAGUCAGUUCAUUUGGGGUAUUAGAGAUCAGCUUUAUAAACAUGUGCCAAACAGUGACUUGAAGGAGCUAUUGGAGGAAAAUAAUCAAAAUAUUCCAAGCGGUGAAAGCAAGCUUUUAGAGUAUGCGACUGAUGGAAUGGCAUUUGGAGCCUUGUUGCCAUGUCCAGAAUGCAAAGAGGGACAAUUAGUUGUUGGAAGCUCUGGAUAUCGUUGUACUGGCAACAUAACCAGCUGGACUAAAUGUCAAUACAAAACUAAAGAACCCAAACGAAAAAAGUGGAAGAUUCCAGAAAGUCUCAACGACAUUGACUAUCUGAAGAAAUUCAAGUUCAAGGCAUUCAACAAAGGUGUGCGAGUAUUUGAAGAUAAGCCAGAAAUUUCGUCACCUCCAAGUGCAGCGGCCUCGGCUUCCACGAGCAGUUCCCGUAGUGCUCUACAAGACUGCAAAAUAGUACUUGUCGGUAAACUCAGUGAAAGUAAUAAAGAUAUUACGAAAAAGAUUAAGCAGCUUGGUGGAGAAGUAGUGACAAAGAUCAACAAAAAUGUUGCGUGUGUCAUAAGUACUCAAGAUGAAGUUAACAAUAUGAGUAAGAAAAUCAAAGAAGCCAAAGCAGCUGGUGUCCAUGUGGUAUCAGAAGAUUUCUUAAACACUGUUAAAAAAGGAGGAGCUGCCUUGAUGAUUCAGCAAUCUAGUAUUGCUAAUUGGGGGACUGAUCCAGUUACGAGGAUAUCAGUUGGUUCAACAGCAGUGGACUCUGCCAUUAAGAGUGGAGCUUUGAAGAGUGGUGUUAGUGCAAGAGAAGAGAAAAUGUACACAAAAAAGGUACCAGAUAAACUGAAAAUGACUGUGAAAGGUGGAGCGGCUGUUGAUCCAGAUUCUGGUUUAGAGGAUGAAGCACAUGUUUACUCAGCAAAAGGUUCUGUGUAUAACGCCAUCCUGGGUCUCGUUGAUGUUACCAAGGGAACCAAUUCUUACUACAAAUUGCAACUGCUUGAACAUGAUAAUACUAAAAAAUGGUAUGUAUUCAGAGCAUGGGGACGAGUUGGCACCACCAUUGGAGGAAACAAAGUUGAGAAAUUUCACUCUCUGCUCAAUGCAAUGGAUCAUUUCUGUAGUCUCUAUGGUGAGAAGACUGGUAAUGAUUUUGGCACCAAAGAUUUCCAGAAAUAUCCAAAUAAAUUCUACCCAUUGGAGAUGGACUAUGGACAGGAAGAAGAGGAGUUAAAAAAGAUGAAUAUGGAAGUUGGUAGUAAUUCCAAACUACAUAAGUCAAUACAAGAGUUGAUCAAAAUGAUUUUUGAUAUUGAUGAAAUGAAGAAAACUAUGUUAGAAUUUGAAAUUGACCUAAAAAAGAUGCCUCUGGGUAAACUCUCCAAACGUCAGAUUGAGAGCGCAUAUUCAGUAUUGUCUGAAUUACAAAAGUUGUUGGAUGAAGAUAAAGCUACAGACUCGGCCAUCUUAGAUUGUUCAAAUAGAUUUUAUACUCUGAUACCGCAUGAUUUUGGGAUGAAGAAACCACCAAUGUUGGAUAAUAUUGACAUCAUCAAGAACAAGACUCAGAUGUUGGAUAACCUGCUGGACAUUGAGGUGGCAUACAGCUUACUGAAAGGUGGUGACAGCGGUAAAGAUCCUAUUGAUGCAAAUUUUGAAAAACUCAAGUGUGGUAUCGAGGUACUGGAACACAAGAGUGACGAGUUCACAAUGAUUGAGAAGUAUAUGAAAAAUACCCAUGCUGCCACUCAUACUCAGUACUCGUUAGAGUUAUUGGAUGUAUACCAGUUAGACCGUGCUGGGGAAUGUUCCAAAUAUAAGCCGUUCAAACAGUUACACAAUCGUCAGUUAUUAUGGCACGGUUCAAGAACUUCUAACUAUGCUGGUAUACUUUCUCAAGGUUUGCGUAUAGCGCCACCAGAGGCGCCUGUGACUGGUUACAUGUUUGGUAAAGGUGUGUACUUUGCUGACAUGAGCUCCAAGAGCGCCAAUUACUGCCGAACCACACCUAGCAACAAUAUUGGCUUGAUGUUGCUAUGUGAAGUCGCAUUGGGUAAUAUGUACGAGUUAACAAAUGCAAAGUCACUGAGUAAACCACCAAGUGGAAAGCACAGCACUAAAGGUCUUGGUGCCACUGGUCCUGAUCCCACCGCUGCUAUCACUACAAAAGAUGGCGUGACUGUGCCCCUGGGCAAAGGUGCUAUAGAUGGUUCUCUUAAAACUAGCCUUCUGUAUAACGAAUACAUUGUCUAUGAUGUGGCUCAAGUACAAAUGAAAUACCUGUGCAAAGCCAAGUUCAACUACAAGAUUUACUAAGAAGAGUAACAAGCCCAUAUCAUUUCUUUGUUUUAUGAUAGGGCCCGAGUUGAGUCAAAGCAUUUAUGCAAGGCGUUAUUUGAUUUGUUGAAAGGAUCUGUCAACAAAUUGUUAGGUUUAUGCCGCAAAUUAGUCACAAUAUUGUCAGUUAUUUAGACUUGACUCGAUGGUUGUGGCGAUAACUCUUGGGGCUCUUCACAAGGAGUCUUAAAGAUACAGGAGUUAGUACAACACUACACAACACAAGUCAGUCACCCACAUGUGGUAAAAUAUAUUUACAUCUACUAUCCGGGGUUCAAACUUGUAUAGUCUAUGAAUAUAGUUUGGUGGUGCAUAUGAAUAUAGUUUGGUGGUGCAUUUAUUUAAUACAGCUCCUGCUAAAAACCACAGAUAUAUUAAAGGAAAAAACAACAUCUGCAGGAUGUGUGUUAACACCACUAUAGCUGCAAAAUUCAAAUUUUUGUUUUUAUGUUAAAAAAUAUACUUCUUUGAAUUAUCAUACAUAAGAAGAAUCUUUUUUAAUAAUAUAUAUUUUUGCUGUAAACCAACUGUUACUCUAUGUGGGUCCCAUAUUGAACAUGACGUGGAUCAACAACUGUUUCGCUUUAAGUCGGGAGUGCAUAGUUCAGGGUUUAUAUUUAAAAAAAACAGUUGGAGCUUGUAUGAUCCUAGUUACACAAUAUGAAACAAUCGGACAAUGUGCUUAAAAAUGAAAAAAAAAUUCGUUUUGAUGGUAAAAAUAUAUACUGGUGCGUAAAAUUAUCCUUUCAAAAAUAAUGAAUGCCCCCACAGUGCCAUAUGAGAAGCGUCUAUGGUAAGAUGAUCUAGACCCUUCUCUAACUCCCAUAUGACAUUUUGGGGAUUUAUUGUUAUAAAUAACCACCACCAUCCUAAUUAAACGAAUUUAGUUAAAUAUUAUACUACUCUGAUAGUAACCAUAGUAACCAUUUACUGUUAAUAACUUAUGGAGAAUUGCAAACCAUUAUAUACAGGUGAUUUUUUGCUCACUGUUAGAUCUCUCGUAUUGCGUGAAAAGGCGCAGAUCGAACUACUGUCACACAAAUCGAAGUGAUUUGAACUUGAAUUUCUUUUUUUAUAGCUAUGUCAAAAAUCUUUGAGUGGGGAAUAUUGCAUGGAGAUACCCUUACAUCAUCAAAUGUUUUUAGAACAUUUAUUAAAGCAUGGGUAAUCCUAAAAUACUUGAAUCUUGUGCAAUGUUUUAACGUCACCGUGAACUUUGUUUGUUCUGUUUUAAGUCACGCUUAACACAGGAUCAUAUAGUGAACGAAGUCAAGACUACUACUAUGUGUAGUAGAAUGCAUUUUGUCCAUGGUCAAUGAUUACAGUGGUAGAGAAUCUGAUUAUAGUUAAUUAUGUAAACAUUCAGUGAAUUAAGCUUUACAGUGGUUUCAGAGAAUAUUUGUUUACGAUUCUGAAAGGUACACAUUUGUUUAAAAGUGUCAAGACAUUUCUGAAAAAGCAUUUUCACUUGUCUGUAAAUUUAGUGAAGAAUUCAUUGGCAGAUCAUUGUAUAUGGAAUAUAAUUUGAUGAAUAAAUUACACUACCUUUUCAAUAU